Molecule: messenger RNA, 3196 nt
Organism: Homo sapiens (human)
Lineage: Eukaryota; Metazoa; Chordata; Mammalia; Primates; Hominidae
Gene: ZFP36L1
Product: ZFP36 like 1 zinc finger CCCH-type
Exons: 3
Coding region: 95-1318 (407 amino acids)
Biological process (GO): regulation of myoblast differentiation; cellular response to fibroblast growth factor stimulus; cellular response to cAMP
Cellular component (GO): cytoplasm; nucleus; ribonucleoprotein complex
Molecular function (GO): metal ion binding; mRNA 3'-UTR AU-rich region binding; mRNA binding
Source: RefSeq, marked reviewed
CCCCUUGCACAAAACCGAACAUCCCACCCCACCACCACCUCCAAGCUAAAAUACCUGGGCCGCCCCUCCCCACGAAGGGACGCGCUCCAGGCGAAUGGGGAGGGCCCGGAAGUCGGGCCUGGGACAGAGGAGCCGGCCCACCGCCUCCCGGUCGGAAGCGGCAGUGCAGCCCGGAGUCAGAAAGGCGAGGGGCGCCGGGAACUGGCGUGUGGGACUCCAGACAGGAGAGGCUGCGCCUUCCCCGCACCGGGACCUUCGCGACACACCAGAUCCUCGCCCCUGGCUCGCGCGAACGCACAGGAUGACCACCACCCUCGUGUCUGCCACCAUCUUCGACUUGAGCGAAGUUUUAUGCAAGGGUAACAAGAUGCUCAACUAUAGUGCUCCCAGUGCAGGGGGUUGCCUGCUGGACAGAAAGGCAGUGGGCACCCCUGCUGGUGGGGGCUUCCCUCGGAGGCACUCAGUCACCCUGCCCAGCUCCAAGUUCCACCAGAACCAGCUCCUCAGCAGCCUCAAGGGUGAGCCAGCCCCCGCUCUGAGCUCGCGAGACAGCCGCUUCCGAGACCGCUCCUUCUCGGAAGGGGGCGAGCGGCUGCUGCCCACCCAGAAGCAGCCCGGGGGCGGCCAGGUCAACUCCAGCCGCUACAAGACGGAGCUGUGCCGCCCCUUUGAGGAAAACGGUGCCUGUAAGUACGGGGACAAGUGCCAGUUCGCACACGGCAUCCACGAGCUCCGCAGCCUGACCCGCCACCCCAAGUACAAGACGGAGCUGUGCCGCACCUUCCACACCAUCGGCUUUUGCCCCUACGGGCCCCGCUGCCACUUCAUCCACAACGCUGAAGAGCGCCGUGCCCUGGCCGGGGCCCGGGACCUCUCCGCUGACCGUCCCCGCCUCCAGCAUAGCUUUAGCUUUGCUGGGUUUCCCAGUGCCGCUGCCACCGCCGCUGCCACCGGGCUGCUGGACAGCCCCACGUCCAUCACCCCACCCCCUAUUCUGAGCGCCGAUGACCUCCUGGGCUCACCUACCCUGCCCGAUGGCACCAAUAACCCUUUUGCCUUCUCCAGCCAGGAGCUGGCAAGCCUCUUUGCCCCUAGCAUGGGGCUGCCCGGGGGUGGCUCCCCGACCACCUUCCUCUUCCGGCCCAUGUCCGAGUCCCCUCACAUGUUUGACUCUCCCCCCAGCCCUCAGGAUUCUCUCUCGGACCAGGAGGGCUACCUGAGCAGCUCCAGCAGCAGCCACAGUGGCUCAGACUCCCCGACCUUGGACAACUCAAGACGCCUGCCCAUCUUCAGCAGACUUUCCAUCUCAGAUGACUAAGCCAGGGUAGGGAGGGACCUCCUGCCUACUCCAGCCCCUACCCUGCACCCACAUCCCAUACCCUCUUCUCCCUACCCAUCCCAUUCCCCACAGGCCCUACAUUAACAAGGUUAAGCUCAACCCCUUUCCCCCAGCACCUCAGAAUGUGCCCUCCCUCUCCCCCUCAUAACCCCACCUAACAUAAGGACAAGUCAAUUUGUCAGUAGCUUCUUCUGGCUUGAAACCCCCUCCCUGGAUUUUAUAGCCCACUUACCAUGCAUAACAGACAAGUCCCAUAUUUUGUCAGUAGAUGCCUUUUUUUUUCCGGCUUAAGCCUUAAGUGCCAAAUCACAAGAGAAAAAGCAGUAACAGUUUACAGAAGCAACUUAGUGCCUUGUAAUCUAACUUUGUCACUGUGACUACAUUACCUCUUCAGCGCCAGAGGGCACCCGUGGGCCUCCCGGAGCCUCUGCCCAUGGCGGGGUGGAGACCCGGAACCAGCAGCCCCCUCCACUGGCGACACAACUGCACCUUCCCUCAUUUCAGUCUCCCGCACACUUAUUCCUCCUCCCCUCUUCCCGGUGGCACCUCUCCACCUGUACCCGCCCCCCCACCCCCCCCACCCCUGCCCCUUGGAAGAGUUGUUGCCAGACCAGGGUUUUGGGGGAAACCUGUCUUGACAUUCAAAACCUUUUUCUUCCCGAUCUGAACCCCUGUUGACUAAUCUUGCCUGGGUUUGUGUAGGUCUGCAGGAAGGAAGGCUGAAAAAGCGGACGAAGAUUUUGACUUAAGUGGGACUUUGUGAUUUAAUUUUUUCUUUUUUUUAAGUGGGGAGGAAGGGGAAGCUAGAUGGACUAGGAGAGACUUGAUUUUGGUGCUAAAGUUCCCCAGUUCAUAUGUGACAUCUUUUUAAAAAAAAUAACAACAAAAAAAAAAUGAGAGAAAAGCUAAAAAAAAAAAAGUAAGGGGUGAGCAGUUAAUGGUAUUCAUUCCACAUACAAUAUCUGUGUAAAACGAUUUCCUGUAGAAGUAGCUUUAAUGGUUUUUGCUCUAGAAUACCGUAGGUCUAUCCUUAGAGCACUCACGCCAUGCUUUCUUCCCUGGGUUUUAAACUUCAUAUAACUUUCAGAAAUUGGAGAGCAAAAAUUUUGCUUGUCACUGCACAUCAAUAUAAAAAAGCUUAUUUAACUUAUCAAAACGUAUUUAUUGCCAAACUAUGCUUUUUUUUGUUAAUUUUGUUCAUAUUUAUCGGGAUGACAAAUCCAUAGAAUAUAUUCUUUUAUGUUAAAUUAUGAUCUUCAUAUUAAUCUUAAAAUUUUGUGACGUGUCUUUUUCCUUUUUUUCCACAGUUUUAAUAUAUUAUUCUUCAACGACAUUUUUUGUAACUUUACACUUUUUUGGUUAUUUUAUUUUAAAAAAAUGAAAAAUUAAUUUAAAAAAAUGCAAAAAACUGUUGGAUUAUUUAUUUUAGAAAUUCCCCCCUUUGUGUUGGACUGCAAAUUGAGUUUCUUUCUCUUUAGGCCUUUCACAACUAGGACUGAGAAUGUAUGUAAAAGUUCUGUGACAGUACAGAAGGAAAACAACUUUUUAUGUAUAGCUUCUAAAAGGGGAAAAAAAAAAAAAGAGAAACCCUUUGACUUCCACGUGCCCAUCUCAAGACAUUCCACUCACAGAUUUGAGGUUCUGGAUUCCAGGUCUGGAGUUUUCCAAUGUUAAUGUAAACAGAACUGGCACACACACAUUAAGAUGAAUGUAAUUAUUAUUCCUCUUGCUGGUCACUACCGUCGCUUUCUAUUUCUCUUUCUUUGUGUGAAUUUAUUUAAAAGAAAAAAAAACUUUUUGUAACGACUAUUUGCAGUUUAAAAAUCAAUAAACCCCGUUUUUUCAAGAAACAUUGAU